AUGGUGCGUCAACUCCACGACGGCAUGAUGGGACGCGUCGCGGACAACGGAGCUGUCUCAAAGGCAUUUGUAGUGACCAACGGAGUGAAGCAGGGAUGCGUCCUGUUGCCCAACCUCUUCAGUCUCAUUUUCUCUACCAUAGUGAUGGACGCCUACCAUGAUGAACGCCUCGGGAUCCGCAUCGACUACAGGACGGGCGGCCACCUCCUCAAUCAACGGCGAAUGCACUUCCAAUAG
Messenger RNA from Spirometra erinaceieuropaei, 237 nucleotides. The record is from the annotation of a GenBank genome assembly. Lineage: Eukaryota; Metazoa; Platyhelminthes; Cestoda; Diphyllobothriidea; Diphyllobothriidae.